Molecule: messenger RNA, 786 nt
Organism: Fundulus heteroclitus (mummichog)
Lineage: Eukaryota; Metazoa; Chordata; Actinopteri; Cyprinodontiformes; Fundulidae
Gene: natd1
Product: protein NATD1
Exons: 3
Coding region: 92-418 (108 amino acids)
Source: RefSeq, a predicted model, not a curated record
AUCAUCAUCACCACCACCAUCAUCAUCGUGUGUGUCCCGUAGCCAUUUCUGGUUAGCAGAGGAAGCCCAGCAGGCCAGGAGCUCUGCUAAAAUGGCACAGGCCAAUGCGUUUGAAGCCAGCAGCUCCCAGAUCCAGGUGGAACACGACAGAAAGCGGCGGCAGUUCGUCAUACGGCUGAACGGAUCCCACGAUCGAGCGGUCCUCCUGUACGAAUACGUCGGGAAGAAGACGGUGGAUCUGCAACACACAGAGGUUCCAGAUGCUUACAGGGGGAGAGGAAUUGCCAAACACCUGGCCAAGGCAGCCAUGGAUUUUGUGGUGGAGGAGGACCUGAAAGCUCAUUUGACGUGCUGGUACAUCCAGAAAUACGUCAAGGAGAACCCUCAGCCGAAGUACUUUGAACACAUCUACCAGUGACCUCACAUGGGACCGAGAAGGACUGAGAGACAGCGACUGUGCGGCAAAAUGUUCUGGGUGGGAGGUUUCCAGGACGCGACACAAACAAACCUCCCCAAGCCUCGUUAAAGCGCAGAAAACGAGCGAACGCCGAUUAUCUCAAACCACCGCGUCAGGUCGGGUGGACGUGGACCGCUGAAGCAAAUCACGCCGUACCAGACUGGCAGAGACGAAGCGGCCCGAACAGUGAGGGCUGCGACCUCCGGGACGUCCUCCUCGCCGCUGACGUGAAGCAUUCGCUGAUUGCAGCACGUCGCCGUCCUCCUUUUGGACUCGCUCGAUCGGGAGAUACAGGAUCAGACCGAUUUUUGUGUCUUUUUUUUUUUUUU